Penicillium diatomitis is the source of this 852-nucleotide messenger RNA. Its product is annotated as putative thiol methyltransferase. The coding region runs from base 1 to 852 and encodes 283 amino acids. The record is from RefSeq and is a predicted model, not a curated record. The transcript has 2 exons. NCBI's taxonomy places the organism in Eukaryota, Fungi, Ascomycota, Eurotiomycetes, Eurotiales, Aspergillaceae. Gene Ontology annotation, molecular function: thiopurine S-methyltransferase activity.
AUGACACCACCGGCCAAUAUCGACCCUAAGGGCAUACAGGCUCAUCUGGCAACAUACAAGGGGGAACGCUACGUGGAGGGAUGGGCAUCGCUCUGGGAAAAAGGCGAUGAUCUGCCAUGGGAUCGAGGAUUCCCCAACCCCGCACUAGAAGACACUCUAGUUGAGCGUGUGGGCACUGUCGGCGGGCCACUCGCACAGCGAGAGGAUGGCACUUCUUACAGGAGGAAGGCUCUCGUUCCUGGGUGUGGUCGCGGGGUGGAUGUACUAUUGCUGGCAAGCUUUGGAUAUGAUGCCUAUGGGCUGGAGUAUAGCCCAGGCGCGGUCGAGGCAUGCAAGAAGGAAGAAGCAGCAAAUUUGAGUCGAUAUCCUGUGCGGGACGAAUCAGUUGGCAGGGGCAAAGUCACUUGGAUUCAAGGCGACUUUUUUGACGAUGCGUGGCUGAAGGCGAUCAAUGUUCCCCGGAAUGGAUUUGAUAUCGUUUACGACUACACGUUCUUUUGUGCUCUCAGCCCCGAAUUGCGACCCAAAUGGGCGCUUCGGCAUACCGAGCUCUUAGCUCCGUCCCCGGCUGGAAAUUUGAUCUGCCUGGAAUUUCCUCGUCACAAAGACCCCCUUGCCCCUGGCCCUCCAUACGCCUCCCCCUCAGAGGCAUAUGUGGAACAUCUGAGUCAUCCGGGCGAGAAGAUUGUCUACAAUGACAAGGGUGUCGUGAAAGCGGACCCGUUGCGAGAGCCAAGUCAAGUAGGACUCGAGCGCGUCGCUCACUGGCAGCCAGCACGAACGCAUACUGUGGGCCAGGGAGAGAAUGGAGUCAUCCAUGAUAGGGUCUCAAUUUGGCGAAGACGUGAUUAG